Molecule: messenger RNA, 1639 nt
Organism: Trichechus manatus latirostris (Florida manatee)
Lineage: Eukaryota; Metazoa; Chordata; Mammalia; Sirenia; Trichechidae
Product: keratin, type II cuticular Hb5
Exons: 9
Coding region: 116-1639 (507 amino acids)
Biological process (GO): intermediate filament organization; keratinization
Cellular component (GO): keratin filament
Molecular function (GO): structural constituent of skin epidermis
Source: RefSeq, a predicted model, not a curated record
CCCCACCAAUAAAAGGACCAGGGAGGAUCAGAGAGGCCAGAGGAUUCUUAGGCUCCUGCUCCACAGCCCACACUGUCUUCUUCCACCGCCGCUCAGAUCCGCUCAGACCUACAUCAUGUCGUGCCGCUCCUACAGGAUCACUUCAGGAUUUGGCGUUACCAGAAACUUCAGCUCCUGUUCGGCUAUGGCCCCCAAAACCGCCAACCGCUGCUGCAUCACGGCCGCCCCCUAUCGCGGCGUCUCCUGCUACCGAGGCCUGACGGGCUUCAGCAGCCGCAGCCUCUGUAACCUGGGCUCUGGUGGAGCCCUCAUGGCGGUCGGCGGCUUCCGUGCUGGAUCCUCCAGCCGCAGCUUUGGCUACCGCUCUGGAGGCGUGUGCGGGCCCAGCGCCCCUUGCAUCACUACUGUGUCGGUCAACGAGAGCCUGCUCACGCCCCUCAACCUGGAGAUCGAUCCUAAUGCGCAGGGCGUGAAGCACGAGGAGAAGGAGCAGAUCAAGAACCUCAACAGCAAGUUCGCUGCCUUCAUCGACAAGGUGCGCUUCCUGGAGCAGCAGAACAAGCUGCUAGAGACAAAAUGGCAGUUCUACCAGAACCGCAAGUGCUGUGAGAGCAACCUGGAGCCUCUGUUCAAUGGCUACAUCGAGACGCUGAGGCGGGAGGCCGAGUGUGUGGAGGCUGACAGCGGGAGACUGGCCUCUGAGCUCAACCACGUGCAGGAGGUGCUGGAGGGCUAUAAGAAGAAGUAUGAAGAAGAGGUGGCUCUGAAAGCCACAGCAGAGAACGAGUUUGUGGUUUUGAAGAAGGAUGUGGACUGUGCCUACCUGCGGAAAUCAGACCUGGAGGCCAAUGUGGAGGCCCUGGUGGAGGAGACUAGCUUCCUGAGGCGGCUCUAUGAGGAGGAGAUCCGCGUUCUCCACUCCCACAUCUCAGACACCUCAGUCAUCGUCAAGAUGGACAACAGCCGAGACCUGAACAUGGACUACAUUGUAGCUGAAAUCAAGGCUCAGUACGAUGACAUUGCCAGCCGCAGCCGAGCCGAGGCUGAGUCCUGGUACCGCACCAAGUGUGAGGAGAUGAAGGCCACGGUGAUCCAGCACGGGGAGUCCCUGCGCCGCACCAAGGAGGAGAUCAACGAGCUGAACCGCUUGAUCCAGAGGCUGACGGCCGAGAUCGAGAAUGCCAAGUGCCAGCGUGCCAAGCUGGAGGCUGCGGUAGCUGAGGCAGAGCAGCAGGGUGAGGCAGCCCUCAAUGACGCCAAGUGCAAGCUGGCCGGGCUGGAGGAGGCCCUGCAGAAGGCCAAGCAGGACAUGGCCUGCCUGCUCAAGGAGUACCAGGAGGUGCUGAACUCCAAGCUGGGCCUGGACAUCGAGAUCGCCACCUACAGGCGCCUGCUGGAGGGCGAGGAGCAGAGGCUGUGCGAAGGUGUAGGCUCCGUGAAUGUCUGCGUCAGCAGCUCCCGUGGCGGAGUCACCUGCAGCAGCCUCACAUGUAGCACCACUCCUGGGCGCCAGAUUGCCUCUGGCCCCUUGGCCACGGGGGGCAGCAUCACAGUGAUGGCACCUGACUCCUGUGCCCCCUGCCAGCCCUUCACCUCCAGCUUCAGCUGCGGGAGCAGCCGGUCGGUCCGCUUUGCGUAG